AGCUGGGACAUUUUGUAUAGGAAGCCCAAAUAUUUAGAACAUCUGGACGGACAGCCUGUGACGCAUCGGCAGGUUUAUCGGCAACUUUUAACAUUUUAACAGCUUAAAGUAAGUCUGCCAUUUUAGACAGGCAGAGGUUUAACUUCUCCGAACCUCGACCAGGAAGACGUAAGAACGGCCAACUUUUAUUUGCUAAGAGUUUAAGUAAUGACAGAUAAACACGUAAUCGCCUCAUGUUUGCUUUCAACAAAAAAUAAGUUAUGGAUAUAUGCGACGGGAAGAGAAGAAGAAAGGUAAGCGGCGGAGUGCGGAGCUGCAGGCGCAGCGUGGCCGCCAAGAUGAAGAGGGAGGCGGUGAAGGUCCUCCGCUCCCUCACAGUGGGGAACAACAACAAGCGUGCUGAGGCCAUGGACGAGGAAGAGGACGAGGACUGCUUCUCUAUAUCCUUCCUCCGGAGUGACCCCUCCAGGCCGGCGGCGGCCGUGUCUCCGCGGUACAGCCUGCUGCGGGAGGUGGGCCGGGGAAGCUACGGGGUGGUGUACGAGGCCGUGGCCCGGAGAACAGGGGCCAGGGUUGCGGUGAAGAGGCUCCUGUGCGACGCCCCAGAAAACGUCGAACUGGCAUUGGCUGAGUUCUGGGCCCUGACGAGCCUGGAGAACCGACACCAGAAUGUGGUUCAACUAGAGGAGUGCGUGCUGCAGCGGAACGGCCUGGCCCAGAAGAUGAGCCACGGCAACAAGAAGUCCAAGCAGUAUCUGCGGCUAGUGGAGACCUCCCUCAAAGGUGAGCGCAUCCUUGGUUACCCAGAGGAGCCAUGCUACCUUUGGUUCGUUAUGGAGUUCUGCGAAGGUGGGGACCUCAACCAGUACAUCUUGUCUCGGCGACCCGACCCCCAGACCAACAGCAGCUUCAUGCUCCAGCUAACAAGUGCCAUUGCUUUCCUUCACAAGAACAACAUUGUCCACCGGGAUCUGAAGCCAGACAACAUUCUCAUCUCACAGAAAUCUGGUUCACCUGUACUUAAGGUAGCAGACUUUGGCCUCAGUAAGGUUUGUGCUGGACUAACCUCCAAGACCAGUGAAGAAGAUCCUACAGCGAGAGCUGGUGGCAAAGGGAGCAACCAGUACAACACUGUCAACAUCAACAAGUUCUGGUUAUCGUCAGCUUGCGGCUCAGACUUCUACAUGGCCCCGGAGGUUUGGGAGGGCCACUACACAGCUAAAGCUGACAUCUUUGCCCUUGGCAUCAUCAUUUGGGCAAUGGUCGAACGAAUCACGUUCAUUGAUGCUGAGUCGAAGCGUGAACUACUGGGGACGUACGUUCGACAGGGCUCUGAGAUCAUUCCUGUUGGGGAAGCUCUGCUGGAGAACCCCAAGAUGGUUCUGCACAUCCCUCAGAAGGCCAGGAGCUCUAUGACUGAAGGGGUAAAGAAACUCCUUCUGGACAUGCUUGCAGUAAACCCUCAGGACCGACCAGAUGCUCUCCAACUGGAAAUACGAAUGGAUCAAGUCACUUUUGCUGCAUGACAAACACUCCUAAACCUUUCCUUUUUUACCCCAACCCAUCCAAGAAGGGACCCAUUUCCUCUCCAGACUUGUUGUCUCCAUGGCAGUGGACGGGGAAGGACAAAGGACUGUGACAACCUGAAAUGUGAAGACUCGUGAUCUAGAACUGAGCUGCAAGACAAACUGGAACAUUAUUCCAAACCUCUGGGGCAGAAAAAUAUGCAAAUAAACUCGUUACAAUCUCAUUUUUAUUUUCUAUUGGCUUACUGGGGGGAUGGACAAUGUCAGAGUGCUGGCUGGAUCACAAAGCAGCUUUCAUUUUGUAAUCUAGUUUGUUUUAUGAGUUUGUUCUUCCUUAACUUUUGUACUGUACUGAACUAUGAGGCAGGCUAGCCGUGUUCUCACUGACUAAAGCAUUCGUGGUAGUAAUAUCUCUGAAGAACAGACGACUGCUACCUUCAAACAUCCCUGUGCCUUUAAGAGGAUUUACCCUGAGUGGACUGGAUCUGCGAGAGAAUUCAUCCUGAAGGUUCUGAACCAAGAUGGAAACCUGAGAAGUCUGCGAACUUGUGAAGUUUCAGGCUAGCAAAAUGUGCAAACACUUUUGUUUUUAAUGUUUUGACACUUUUUUGAAUGAUUCAUCAAGCGGGUAUGGUUCCAGAGGAGACAGUCUGGGGUUUCUCAGAGUUCAACGCUGAGGGGCAUUUAGGAAUCAGAAAAAUCUCCCAGAAGCUUAAAACCAGAGAACGACAGCGGUGUGUGUUGAUGAUGAUCUGCGUCACAUUCCAGAGGCAGAAGGAUGAAGAUCUGAUGGGUUUUUAGAGUUGAGGUGAACUCGUCAUAUCAAGCCUUUCAACCUGUGCAGUUGUAACCAAACAAGAGAAUUUAAACUCGUCUUACUGGGCAUUAGUUCCUGUUCAAACCAAAGAGCCCCUCAUGGACCAAGUGCACACGGUUUUCCUUUGCCAUAAAAAGAGUUCCUUAUGACCCAGGAGUCUGUUUUUGAUUAUUUUUUUCCAGCGCUAGCAGAUGUUUUAGCAACUGAAUGUUUUUCUGUUGAGGUCGAGUGUGGCAUUUUGGACAGGCUGACAGAAAACCUCUGUAUACAUUAGAAAAUGUGCAGAUUUCAGCCAUUUCCAGCAUUGCACCUUAUAUAUUUUGUAACGGGUUUGGUUGGUGUGAAGUGGGUUACUUUGUAGCUUUUACACGUGAGCAGUAUUGAGUCUUUAAAUAUUUCACUGUCCGGUGCCAUUUGGGGGUUUCUUCAGGAAAUUGGAAGCUGUACCAUCUGAGAAUAAUCCCAAAGGCACACGGAGACACUCGUCCUUUUCUCUGGUUCCUUCCCUCUUCUUAUUGAAGUGAUUUGAACUCUUUCGGUUGUAGCCUGCUGACUGGUUAGACAGGAAAUCACAGAACGUUUGGACUUGUCUGCUAUAGAGCCCUAAAGGCAAAUGAAAAAUCCAGAGCUGGAAGGACUUCCAGGGGAAUAUGACUGAACAAACAGAGAGAGAGAGAGCAUUAAAUGUCGUCACCAGCCUCUCUUUGGGACAGCAGUGUCCUUCAGUGUCUUGGCUCUGCAGCCACAGCGGUUCUGAGACUUGUUUUAGUUCUUCUGUAGCGUGAUCCUACCUCGUGCUUAACACUCAUCACCCUCAACUGUCUGUAGUAACGUCUUAGGUGUGAGGAUAGGGUGCACAGUGGCUGAGUAGGAAAGCAUCUUACCUCCUACUCGGUGUCUUAUUCUUCCUUCCGAGGUUCUGGCUGGAACCAACACCUCUCUUUUUCCCCCAGGGUUUUGACUAAAUGUACAUCUCACCUACGAGCCACAGUGUGUUUAUUUAAAAACUACAGCGCCAAUAAGGGUUUUGCCAGGACUUUACCCAAAGGCAGAUGGUGGUAUUUAACCCUCCUCUGGGUACAUCUGGACGCUCAGACUGGCAUGAGAGCAACAGGAAGAUUGAAAAUCAUAUGUAGAUUAAUUCUGCAUGGAAGUUUGAGAAGGCUGCUUUUGUUUUGAAAGGCUUCUGUAGUUGUUUGGGAAGCUACGAUCAGUGGGCUUUCGUCACGCUGAAGUGAUCCAGAAUGUACCAUAGUUACGUCUAUGAGCUCAGGUUGUUGAGAACAGCAAAUGAACUUCCACCAUGUCGUGACAGUAUGAUGUGAGACAGUCUGUUAAAAGAUUGAUCUCCUCCACUUCCUUCCUGUGCUGCUGUUGCACUCCUCCCGACCAAAAACAACCAAUCGGAGCCAGGAGGAGGGUCUCGGCACUAAUGGCGGGAAAAUUACCAACUGGUACUGGAGAACCGUUUAUCCGCUGUCUUUGAUGGCUAUGCUAACUAGUGUUAGCCUUCACAAGAGGCUCUGCGAAAGGGGAGAAGCUGUUGACUGAUGACACUUCAUAUAUCUAUAUAUAGAUAUAUCUAUAUAUAUUUAUAUCUAUAUAUAUAUGACAGUUACAAACUGCAGCUUUUAAUUUCUCAGCAUGGCGGGUCAUGUUUUCCUGCUCGGCCAUAUCUGUGUUUUUGCUCUCAGUAGCUUGUGUGGUCAAAAUGGCAGCAGCUGGUUCUGCAUUAAAUAUUCAGAGUGUGAAAUAAAGUGACAUCUGGUAGUAAGAUGAAAUGUUCAACUCUUACGGGAGCUGUUGAUGUUAAAGGGUACCAAACAUCAAACUGUGAAGGUUUCAGUUGUACGAUGUAAUAGAGCUAUUUCUUUUUUUUAAGUUCUUAUUUUUACCUGGAUGGUGUUAAUUCUGUCCUGUUUUGUGGUUCAUCCUUAUCGCCACCAAACGCAGUGAAAGGUCUUAGUUCAUGUCACAGUUUGUGCUCACUUGCUCUGCUGCUGUUUUUCCACGUUCCUUUUUUUGGAGAAAAUUGAUAUCUUCACUUGAACACUAUGCAACAAAAGAUUGAAUUGCCUCACUGUAAAUGCUGCACAGAGCCACGCCCUCCUGGAACUCUUGUGGACGAUAUCUUGAACUCUUUCCAUGUUUUAGUGUGUACAGAAUUGUCUUUCAGGUGUAAAAUAGCGACUUUUUGUUGUUGUUGUUGUUGUUAAUAAAGCUGACAGGAGCCAUUAGAUGUUUGAGGAAAGCAUCUGUUAUUUUGCUGUAAAUAUCUUUGACAACUUUUCGGCAAAUAAAAGCUUAAAAUGUG
This is a messenger RNA of Gambusia affinis (western mosquitofish), 4657 nucleotides long. RefSeq names its product serine/threonine kinase 35 (gene stk35). The record is from RefSeq and is a predicted model, not a curated record. Gene Ontology annotation, cellular component: cytoplasm; autophagosome. Bases 261 to 1526 code for a protein of 421 amino acids. Gene Ontology annotation, biological process: peptidyl-serine phosphorylation; autophagosome organization; positive regulation of autophagy. Gene Ontology annotation, molecular function: ATP binding; protein serine/threonine kinase activity. The transcript is spliced from 3 exons. Lineage: Eukaryota; Metazoa; Chordata; Actinopteri; Cyprinodontiformes; Poeciliidae.